AGAGAGGGCAGGUGGAAUGUAACAGGAUAGACUCGGCCGGCGCCGCCGGAGAUUUGGACGACGAACUCCUCGUCGUAGUGUUGAACCUGUUAUCAUUUCCUUCGAUUUCUAGUAAACGUGAUCCGUUACCCAACAUCUGGUAUCAGAUUCCAGUACCCGUUUCCGUUGAGCCGCUUCGCUGCGAUCCUCCCGAUCCCGGCGACCAAGCCCCGCCCACCGACUCCCAGUCGGCGGCGGCCACCUUAAAACGCCGGUCAGCCGUUCUGGCGCCGUCGUCCACCCAGGGUUUCUUCGCGCCGCUUAGGGUAGGCUCCAGUGGGUACUGAUUCGUUCAAAUUCACGUCGCCGCCACCACUGUCGUCGCCCUAGAUCACCUGCCCGACUACCUUCAGCGUCCCCAGUACGUGACCCGGGUUCAGAAGCAAGCCAUGGAGGUGGACAAGCAGGUCUCCGACAUCGCGGUUUCACUCGAGAAAGAUCCGGUCGACUCUGGAGGGGCACACCGCCUCGUUCGCUGAUCUGAAGACGUGGAAGCAGAACGUCGAUGCCAAGGUCUCUGAUGUCGAUUCCAAGGUUGCGGAUCUGUCUACGUCCGUCACUGAUCUUCGCCACCAGAUCGAGCGCAUCACGCUACAUCACCAAGACCAUGGUUCUGCAUACAAGGUGUUCGACACGGAGGAGAUCGACCUCACGAAGCCGGUUGGUGCUCAUCUGGUAACAUCUCCAUCUGGAGCGGCUUCAGGGCCUAAUGGCCACUGCGAUGCAACUAACAACCGGGGGUCUGGUUAUGGAGUGGUCACCACUCUGCAACCACCUCCGGUCACAGGUGCGAAUCUCACCUUUGACCUGAGUUUGGUUCCUGCUUUGCCCGUCAACUCUGUUUCUCCUGCUAGUUCGAAAGUUGCUGUGAAUUGGGCGUCGCUUAUGCCUCGCGUUGAUUUUCCUGAAUUUGACGGUCGCAAUCCUAAAAUAUGGCAACGCGAGUGUGAAUCCUAUUUCGAGCUAUAUGCUGUCCCUUUUAAUAUGUGGAUUAAGUUGGCUACGCUGAAUUUUACCCACUCUGCUGCCUUUUGGCUUCAGUCUGUAGAACCUCUCCUGCCUACAUACACUUGGAAAGAUUUUUGUACUGCUGUAGUUGAUCGAUUUCAGAGAGAUCAACACAAUUUCCUGCUAAGACAAUUCUUUCAUAUCAGGCAACAUUAUACUGUUCCUGAAUAUAUUGCCCAAUUUGAUGAACUGAUUCACCAGAUCAAAGCUCAUGAUCCUACUUUUAACCCUCUGUUAGUGACCAGUAGGUUCAUUGAUGGAUUGAAACAUGAGAUUAAAUCUGUAGUCAUGGUUCAUAAACCUCGUGACUUGGAUACUGCUAGUUCUCUUGCUUUGUUACAGGAGGAGCUUGUCACUGAUGUGUACAAACGAGACAUUAAGAAGACUGAUGGCUCUGGGGUGUUCAAACCUUUUCUGAAGCAGUCUCUGCCCAAUAUUGUUCCUCCAAGCCCUUCUACACUGUCUACACCAAGUGCUGUCUCUAGAAGUCCUAAUUAUUCUAGCCCUGAGGAAAAGCUUCAUGUGGAGUCAACUAAGGUACAAUCCUUUGAAGAGAAACUAGCUGCUGUUAAAGCUUACAGACGUGCCAAGGGUCUCUGCUACAAAUGUGGUACUAAAUGGGCACCUAACCAUAAGUGUGCACCCACAGUCUCUCUGCAUAUGGUUGAGGAAUUAUGGCAGCUGUUACCUGAAUCUCCUGAAGCCAAUCAGUCAGAACAGUAUGACUCUGGUGAGGAUCUUAUGGCUAUCUCACUCCAUAAGAAUGGGACUGACACACUUAAAACAAUUCGAGUAAUGGGCAAGAUUCUUGAUCAGCACCCUCUAAUCUUGGUAGAUUCAGGUAGUUCUAGCAGUUUUAUAGCUGAACAAAUGGCAGCAGCUAUACCUAGUUGGACAAUGCUUCAGACACCUCUUUCAGUCAGAGUGGCUAACGGAUCCAUUCUUAUGUGUACUCAUGAAAUCACUGUCCCUUACUCAUCCAAGGCCACUGCUUCUAUGUCAACCUCAAGAUUUUACCUCUCCAAUGUUAUGAUAUUGUGUUAGGUAUGGACUGGCUUGAGUCAUUUAGUCCCAUGGAGAUACACUGGUCACAGAAAUGGCUUUCUUUCCCUUAUAAUGGCACUGAUAUCAAGCUACAAGGGCUUUUGCCUCAGCUGCAUAGCCUUGAAAUCAUUUCUGAUUCUGAAAGACAACACAUGGAAACUACAUCAGACAUCUGGUGUGUUUUGGAAUUAUCACUGAUACAGCAACAAGAUACACAGUCAUCUGUUAUUCCCGAUCAGCUUCAGCACUUGAUCCAACAAUAUAAACAUCUGUUUGACAAACCACAGGGUCUUCCUCCACAGAGAUCUCAUAUGCAUUCUAUUCCUUUCUUGCCUGGUGCCCAGCCAUUUAGAUUACGGCCAUACCGUUAUAAUCUAGCUCAGAAGGAUGAAAUUGAAGCACAGGUCAAAGAGUUUCUUGCCAAUGGCAUGAUUGUUCCCAGCUCCAGCCCAUUUGCAUCACCAGUGCUGCUGGUCAAGAAAAAAGAGUGGUGAAUGGCGUCUCUGUGUGGACUACAGAAAAUUGAACUCAAUGACCAUCAAAAACAGAUAUCCUAUACCUAUUCUAGAGGAAAUUCUUGAUGAAUUAGCUGGUGCAGUUUGGUUCACCUGUCUAGAUCUUCGAGCUGGCUACCAUCAAAUAUUAGUAGACCCAGUGGAUCAACACAAGACAGCUUUUCAGACUCACAAUGGGCACUUUGAAUACAAAGUUAUGCCAUAUGGUGUUACUGGUGGUCCUGCUACCUUCCAGCAUGUUAUGAAUACAAUCUUAGCACCAUUACUUCGCAAAUGUGUUGUUGUCUUUAUUGAUGAUAUCCUGAUCUUCAGUCCUACUUGGGAAGCUCACUUGCAACAUGUUCAGGCUGUCUUUCAGUUACUAGAUGAGCACAACUUCAAAGUUAAACUAUCUAAAUGUGCUUUUGCUCAGAAACAGAUUCACUAUUUGGGACAUGUCAUCAGUGCAGCAGGAGUAGCUACUGAUCCUUCCAAAGUUGCUGAUGUACAAAAUUGGCCAACACCCCAAUCUGUGAAAGUGGUGAGAAGUUUCCUUUGCCUGGCUGGCUAUUAUAGGAAGUUUGUAAGAAAUUUUGGCCUUAUCAGCAAAUCACUUACAAGUUUACUCAAGAAAGGUGAAACAUUUUGUUGGACAUCUGCUCAUGAGGAAGCUUUUCAAGCCCUCAAAACAGCUCUUAGUACUGCUCCUGUGUUAGCUCUUCCAGAUUUUAGUACAGUUUUUACCAUUGAAACUGAUGCCUCUGACAAAGGUAUUGGUGUUGUUUUGCAACAAGAGGGCCAUCCCAUUGCAUAUCUCAGCAAAGCUUUAGGACCUAAGAACCAACUCCUAUCUACAUAUGAGAAAGAAAGCCUGGCAAUCCUGUUAGCAGUUGACCAUUGGAGAUCCUAUCUUGAGUAAGGAGAGUUUAUAAUCAAGACAGAUCAGAAAAGUUUGGUUCAUCUUGAUGACCAGCGUCUCACAACACCUUGGCAACACAAAGCUUUGACAAAGCUACUGGGGCUUCAGUACAAGCUGGUGUAUAAGAAAGGUGUAGACAACAAAGCAGCUGAUGCAUUAUCUAGGGUACACCCUCAGACUCAUCUGGAAUUACUGGCUCUUUCUACUAUAAAACCAGUCUGGCUGCAGGCAGUCAUGGACAACUACCCUGAUACACAGAAACUACUUACUGCCUUAGCUGUGACCAACCCAUUUCAGUCUUAUCAGUUGAAAGAUGGCCUAAUCAGAUACAAAGGCAGAGUGGUUAUUCCUCCAGAUUCUACUAUUCAGAACAAUAUCAUACAAGCAUUGCAUUCCAGUGCUGUGGGAGGGCAUUCUGGUUUUCCAGUCACAUACCACAAAAUCAAAAGUCUCUUCUGGUGGAUACACAUGAAAUCCAUGAUCAAGACUUUUGUCAUGAAUUGCCAGGUCUGUCAACAGGCCAAAAGUGAGAGAGUCAAAUAUCCAGGUCUCUUACAACCCUUGCCAGUACCUCAGUUUGCUUGGCAAGUUGUUUCUAUGGAUUUUAUUGAAGGUUUGCCACGUUCUCACCGCUACAAUUGCAUAUUAGUAGUCGUGGAUAAAUUUUCAAAGUAUGCACAUUUCCUGCCACUAUCCCAUCCUUUCACUGCACACAAAGUGGCCUUGCUGUAUAUGGAUCAAGUGUUUAAAUUACAUGGCUUGCCUGAGUCUAUCAUCUCAGACCGUGAUAAAGUCUUUACUAGUACUCUGUGGCAAGAAUUAUUCAAACUAGCAGAUACUAAGCUCUUGAUGAGCACAGCUUAUCACCCACAAACCGAUGGGCAAACCGAAAGGGUCAAUCAAUGUCUGGAAGCAUAUCUCAGGUGCUUUGUCCACUUUUGCCCCACCAAAUGGAAGGAAUGGCUUUCUUUGGCAGAGUUCUGGUAUAAUACAAGCUAUCAUUCUAGCCUUGGCAAAACACCCUUUGAAGUCCUUUAUGGUCAGAAACCCAGGCAUUUGGGCAUUGAUGUUGUGGAAUCUUGUGCAGUUCCUGAUCUCCAAAUGUGGCUCAAAGACAGAAAACUGAUGGUUCAGUUAUUGCAACAACAUCUAGCACGAGUUCAACUUCGACAGAAGCAACAAGCUGAUAAGAACAGAACUGAACGUUCUUUCCUUGUGGGUGACAUGGUAUUCCUGAAAAUCCAACCAUAUGUGCAGUCUUCUUUACAAAAACGGGCCAAUCAUAAACUGACCUUCAAGUAUUUUGGGCCAUACAAGAUUGUGCAAAAGAUUGGAGCUGUUGCUUAUCGUCUCCAACUACCUGCUUAUUCUUCUGUACACCCUGUUUUCCAUGUCUCACUUCUGAAAAGAGCUGUGGGGGCGCCAAUUAUCAGGUCAGUUCUCAGUUACCUGACUUCAAUGAUGAUGUGCAAGUUCCUGUGAAGGUGCUGUAUCGCCGUGUUUAUGAUAAGGAUGAUGUCUCAAGACACCAAAUCUUGGUGCAAUGGUCUGCGUGGCCUCCAUCGUUGGCUACCUGGGAAUUUGAAGAUGACAUUAAGCACAGGUUUCCUGACGCUCCGGAUUGGGGACAAGCCGUCUCUAAAGGGAGGGGGGAUGUCACGGGCCCAAGUGCAUCGGCCCAGUCUACUACGGCAUCGCCCUCAAGUCCAGCCCAGACGCCAAGACGUCGUCAGCCCAACCCGAAGUACUCCGGCCCAAACUGGGUGCGAGCCUAGCACACGGCUUCUGCAACGUGAUGCGAUCAACUACUUAUGAACGUUGUUGGCGAGAGAGAGAGGGCAGGUGGAAUGUAACAGGAUAGACUCGGCCGGCGCCGCCGGAGAUUUGGACGACGAACUCCUCGUCGUAGUGUUGAACCUGUUAUCAUUUCCUUCGAUUUCUAGUAAACGUGAUCCGUUACC
Molecule: messenger RNA, 5465 nt
Organism: Panicum virgatum (switchgrass)
Lineage: Eukaryota; Viridiplantae; Streptophyta; Magnoliopsida; Poales; Poaceae
Exons: 1
Coding region: 925-2091 (388 amino acids)
Source: RefSeq, a predicted model, not a curated record